Messenger RNA from Thlaspi arvense, 2358 nucleotides. The record is from the annotation of a GenBank genome assembly. NCBI's taxonomy places the organism in Eukaryota, Viridiplantae, Streptophyta, Magnoliopsida, Brassicales, Brassicaceae.
AUGAGAGGAAACUUGACCGUGUCGAGCUCGGAAGCUUUGACCACGACGCUUCGCAAUGCGAUCCAAGCUUUAGGUCGUGGUUUCGAUGUUACAUCCGAUGUUCGGCUUCUGUACUGCAAAGGAGCUCCUGGGUCAAGGCUUGUUCGUAUCGAAGAAGGACAAAACAGAGAUCUUGAAUUGUCCGAUGGGUAUCUUCUUCCCGAUGUCCCUGCUGAUAUCGAGUGCUCACGAGGCAGCAGUAGAUUACAGAGAAUCCCUGUCUGCAGCUUCCACCAGAUGGCAGAAUACUUCAAUGAGAGAUCAGGUGUAAAAGGGAACAUACCACUUGGAUGCUUUAACGCGAUGUUCAAUUACACGGGCUCUUGGCAAGUCGAUGCAGCAUCCACGAAAUCUCUUGCACUGGUCGGAUAUUUCAUUCCGCUUUAUGAAGUCAAACUGGCAAAGCUUACAUUGGUUUUGCGCAAUGAGAUUAGACGCGCCGUUCCUUCCUCGUGGGAUCCUGCUUCGUUAGCUAGCUUUAUCGAAAAUUACGGGACUCACAUUGUAACUUCGGUGACGAUUGGUGGAAGAGACGUGGUUUACAUUAGACAGCAUCAGUCUUCUCCUUUACCGGUAUCUGAAAUCGAGAACUAUGUCAAUGACGUGACGGAGCACAGGUUUCAAGAAGCAGAGAGUCAAUCUAUGACUGGCCCCUUUAAAUACAAAGACAAGGAUAUCACAGUAAUAUUUAGGAGAAGAGGAGGCGACGAUCUUGAACAAAGCCAUGCUCGAUGGGCUGAGACAGUACCCGCAGCUCCAGAUAUUAUCAACAUGACGUUUACUCCCAUUGUUUCUCUCCUCGAAGGUGUCCCUGGUCUAAGGCAUUUAACUCGUGCUAUCGAACUUUACUUGGAAUAUAAGCCUCCUAUCGAAGAUUUACAGUACUUCUUGGAUUUCCAAAUAGCUCGAGCUUGGGCUCCUGAACAGAGUAACCUCCAACGGAAAGAACCUGUGUGUCAAUCUCUUCAGUUCAGCUUAAUGGGUCCCAAGCUGUUCAUCAGCGCUGACCAGGUAACUGUUGGGCGUAAACCGGUCACAGGUCUCAGGCUAAGCUUAGAAGGAAGCAAACUGAACCGUCUCUCUAUCCAUUUGCAGCACUUAGUGUCUCUCCCUAAAAUCUUGCAGCCACAUUGGGACUCUCACGUGCCAAUAGGUGCACCGAAAUGGCAAGGACCAGAGGAGCAAGAUAGCCGUUGGUUCGAGCCAAUCAAAUGGAAGAACUUCUCACACGUAAGCACAUCGCCGAUCGAACACACGGAGACCCACAUUGGAGAUCUCUCGGGGGUUCACAUUGUCACCGGAGCUCAGCUAGGUGUUUGGGAUUUCGGAUCAAAGAACGUUUUGCACCUGAAACUACUCUUCUCCAAAGUCCCUGGUUGCACGAUAAGACGGUCUGUCUGGGACCACACUCCGGUUGCUUCCACGGGGAGAGUCGAACCGGGAGGUCCGUCUACAUCAACCUCGACGGAGGAGAAGAGAGAGGACUUGUCGGGACAAUCAGGGAAACUGGCUAAGAUCGUUGAUUCGUCGGAGAUGUUGAAAGGACCACAGGAUUUGCCUGGACAUUGGCUUGUGACUGGAGCAAAGCUAGGCGUUGAAAAAGGAAUGGCUUCAAACGGCGACGAAGGUCAGGUGGCUCCCGGAGAUCCGAUGACGUUUUCGUCGCGUAUGAUUGAUGUCGGAACGACAAUCAUGCAGAGGAGGUUACCGGUGAAGCAAAUGAGCAGUCAUGUCUCUACGUUUGCGAUUUACGGUGGAGAUAUGUCUCGGCAAAUAGAGACUCACCACUACGUCCACCGAGUCAACGACGAGUUCCUCCAGUGCGCCGUUUACGCCUCUGACCGUCCCGAUGCACCUCUCAUCGGAAUUGAAUAUGUAAUAUCUGACCGGUUAUACGAAAAUCUGCCUCAAGAUGAGCAAAAGCUUUGGCACUCUCACGCUUACGAGGUUAAAUCCGGUUCGUGGGCUUAUCCACGGCUGCCUGAGGUUGUGGCUGCUUCGGAGCUCAAGAACAUAGCCAAAACGUACGGAAAGUUUUGGUGCACCUGGCAGAUAGACCGUGGUGACAAGUUACCAAUGGGUGCACCCGAACUGAUGAUGUCGCCACAGGGGGUGGGGCAAGGGGUUAUAAGGCCGGACUUGGUUAAGAUCAGAGAUGAGAAGUACAACACUUCGACCGAUGAAUUGAAGAACCAGAGAGCAGAGAUAGCUGAACCGGAGUGGAUCAAUCCGAUGGCAGAUUACUGGAAGCAACAUGGUAAGUGUUUUGUACUCGAUACCGUGACUGUGGAAAUGAAACGUAACGCUCAAUUCCCGUGA